GUUCAAGAUCUCGGACGGCCUUCAUGACAGAGACUCGCGUUAAGUGAUUGAGUGAGCCUUAUCAUCGAUCGUCAUGGCGCGAACGAAGCAAACCGCACGGAAGAUUAUCGGGGGGAAAGCUCCACGAAAACCACUCGGACCCCCGGCAGGUCGCGUGAGCCUUUCCCCGACCGACCUUGGCAAGAAAACCCGUCGUUUCCGGCCAGGUACCGUAGCUCUGCGAGAGAUCCGUCGUUAUCAGAAGUCGACCGAGCUCCUGAUCCUCAAAAUGCCUUUCCAACGUCUCGUUCGUGAAAUCACACAAGAAAUCAAGAGCGACCUCCGCUUCCACCCCGACACUCUGAUGGCUCUUCAAGAGGCUUCGGAAGCGUACAUCGUCAGCCUCUUCGAGGACGUCAACUUGCUCGCCAUUCACGCGAAGCGUGUGACUAUAAUGCCCAGAGACAUUCGAUUGGCGCGUCGAAUCCGAGGAGAAGCCUACUGAGGGAAACGCGCUCCUUCCGCUCGCAUAGGAGUCCUUAGAAGCGGAUCCGCGUCGCGUUAGAGCGGAGACUGUGUAAAUACCUAUAAUGCAUACCCGGCAUAGGACUUGAGCUGAAAGCUCGGAGACGGCAAAGAUUGUGUUUCCAGAACUCCAUCAUAGAGCAUGAGGAAGCUCUUCAUAAGUAGAAGAUUUAGCAGGACUUAGUUGAUAGUUCAGGGUGAUCAGAGACCGUGGGAGACGGGCGUGGAAUUACUCCCUUAUACGCUGCUGAGAAGCGUUCGGCAUUUGUGUACAGUCGGCCCGUGCAACCUCUCUGCAUCUGGGAGGAUGGAAGUUUGGAAUCCAUCAUGAUUCACGAUAUCAUAGUCAUAGUAGCAUCAACGAAUAUAUAUGAGUUAAAUUACGCAAUAAAUAGAAAAAAAAUGGCGGUCUGGUCGGUACCGCCACGGAA
Molecule: messenger RNA, 935 nt
Organism: Galendromus occidentalis (western predatory mite)
Lineage: Eukaryota; Metazoa; Arthropoda; Arachnida; Mesostigmata; Phytoseiidae
Product: histone H3.3
Exons: 1
Coding region: 74-484 (136 amino acids)
Cellular component (GO): nucleosome
Molecular function (GO): structural constituent of chromatin; DNA binding; protein heterodimerization activity
Source: RefSeq, a predicted model, not a curated record